Molecule: messenger RNA, 1785 nt
Organism: Chara braunii
Lineage: Eukaryota; Viridiplantae; Streptophyta; Charophyceae; Charales; Characeae
Source: the annotation of a GenBank genome assembly
ACCUCACGCAUCCGCGCUCCAGGGAGAGAGAGACAGAGAGAGUGCUACAGCAAACAGCGGACGACCCUUGCGCUCGGUGGACCUACAGCCAGAUGGUUCUCCUCGGGCAACCAACCUGCAAGAUGCUGGUCGAGCAUCGCUCUUCUUUUACUCCACUCCUGAAUAGUCCGGAUACGACGUGCUCGACGCUUAUGCGCAACAUUGUGCUCAAUCCCGAUGCGGCAGUCUUCUUUUUCAUUUUCGAGGAGAGAUGUGAUACCGACAAUCGCACGGCCAUGCAGUCCCAGGUCUCCGUCCAUCAGGGUAAUCUCCACGUGGCAGGCGGGGACACCCCCAGGAUAAGUUAUUGGUGGAGUUCAACGGAAUUGGACGGAUCCCGGCGUCCCAACUCCACGGUCUGCCCCGAUUACUCUUGCUAUCGGCUGAUGGAUUACCCUUCCGGCAUGGUGCUUUCCAAGUCGCGAUCCCAGCUGCUCCUCGUCGGGUCGCUGCAGGAUUACCCAAGCACGUCAUGGUUGACAGCGCUGAGGAUCGCAGAUGGGUCCAGGUCUUCCACGAGGUUGCCGAUAGAGUCUGCGGAGGGGCUGAGCUGGGAUCCCGGCAUGGCGAGGCUUUUCAUGUCGGCCAGCACCACGCCACCCACGUCAAUCUCCUCUGCCGAUGUCACGCUCGAUGCCAACAGCACCUUUGCCAAUCGGACGCUGUCUCUCUCUCAAGUAGCGCAAUUCGAAUCGCAUCUGGGCUUCAACAUCUCGAAACCCUACUUCGGCCCUCAGAGCUUCACCAGCGACGGCCAGUGUCUGUACUUCAUUGAUCGGGCUGCUCCUGGUGAAGUAUGGGCGCUCCAUCCCUCCUCGCCGAAUGCCACACUGGUCGCCGGCAGCAGAUCGCGGUCAUCCACACGUCUAGCCCCCAGCAGCAGCAGCAGCAGCAGUGUUGACGUGGCCGCCUUGGAGGCACACUUUGGGGAAUUGCGCGACAUCGCUGCGGUGGGCGACGGGCGUCAUCUGUUCGUCUCGGAGUCGAGGACCGGUCAGAUCUUCUGGAUCGAGUUGGACCGACCGUGCACCGGCGCGAGGAGAGCAACGGCCAUAGCGACCUACCCCAGGCACGUGCCCACUGGAAUCUCCGGAUUGACGGCUGUUGCCAAAGACCAGAAUGUGAACCUCACCGUCGGAGUGGAUGAUGGACACAUUUUCCUCAUCAGCAUCUCAUUGAAUUCCUCUGUACCUCUGUCAACUCCGCCACCACCGGAUAUCCCCGAUGCGAAUCCCAGCGACUCGACCCCUGCACCUCCGUCUGUCUCUCUUUCUUCUCAAGCGCCUGACCCAACAACAAGAACGAAAAGCAAGAACAUCGGAAGAAACGUGGCAAUUGGAGUUGGAGUUCCCAUCCUUGCCAUGUGCAUGAUUUGUUGCUUCUCUUACCUGAGACAGGGAGCGUGCCACUUUGGGCCCCCAAGAGACAUACCGACGGACGACUUACACCAGUCCACUCGUCAAAUCGAAACCGAGCACAAGUCUGGGGCCGCCGUGGUCAGCGCUGCCGUGAAAUCGUUUCUCAAAAGCAUUGUUAGAGAAGCGGGGAGAUGCACUGGACCACCCCCGGCGACUGAGGGGUCUGAGGGAAUGCUACGCCGACCUGCCGAUGCGGCGACUGGGGCUGGCCCGACGGGCCAAUGAGGGUCGGAGGUUUACCCUUCUGUAGGCGUAUGCUGUCUGUUUUCUGCCCAUCCCAUAGCUCAUAGCUGCAGCCACACUUCUGCGAUGUCGGCAGCAUCUAACG